Drosophila willistoni is the source of this 1296-nucleotide messenger RNA. It is a transcript of the gene Thor, whose product is annotated as eukaryotic translation initiation factor 4E-binding protein. Gene Ontology annotation, molecular function: eukaryotic initiation factor 4E binding. Lineage: Eukaryota; Metazoa; Arthropoda; Insecta; Diptera; Drosophilidae. The record is from RefSeq and is a predicted model, not a curated record. The transcript has 2 exons. The coding region runs from base 183 to 551 and encodes 122 amino acids. Gene Ontology annotation, biological process: negative regulation of translational initiation. Gene Ontology annotation, cellular component: cytoplasm.
AGCGGACAGCAAACAAAGCGGUUAUAUAGCCGAAAGAUAGACAAGGGACGAAGUGGAGCAAUAGCCAACUACGCAAUUUGUGUGUUAACUAAGUAAAUAAUCGUACAACGAUUGCAAUAGAGAACGUGUUACGAAGUAACGGAAUAAUUUCAAAGUCAAACUCAAUUCAAAAAGUAAAAAAGAUGUCUGCAUCCCCAACUGCUCGUCAGGCUGUUAGCCAUGCCAUGCCCAUGAUGGCCAUGGCUAAAACCAAAAAAAUUGUCAUCUCAGAUCCCAUACAAAUGCCAGAAGUUUACUCAUCAACACCUGGAGGCACUUUGUACUCCACAACACCAGGAGGUACUAAAUUGAUCUACGAACGGGCCUUCAUGAAGAAUCUACGUGGAUCACCUUUGAGCCAAACGCCACCAAGCAAUAUUCCCAGCUGCUUGAUGCGUGGAACUCCUCGUACUCCCUUCCGCAAAUGUGUACCUGUGCCAACGGAGCUGGUGAAGAAGACACAGCAAUCUCUGAAAAUCGAGGAUCAAGAACAAUUCCAACUGGAGUUGUAAACAUCGCGCAUCAUCAUCAAAAUCAAGCUUAGAUUCCAAGCAGCAACUGCCAAAAACACCAAAAAAAAAAAAGCCCCCAAGUCCAUUUCAUUUCAUUAUCAACUUAGUUGUUUUUUUCAAGUCUCUAGAUAUUGUUGAAUGAUCUUAUAAUUUUAAUUCAUACUCAUUUUCGAAUCCCUCACCUAAGAACAUUUUAGUGCAUAAGAGCAAUUCUUUCAAGCCAUGAGUCAUAUUGACUAGAAAUUUGUUUUCUAUAAGUCUUAAGAAUAUUUUUUAGCCAUAAUAAAAAAAAAAUAUAUUAUCAAUGACCUUUUGAAAAUAUUAAAUUGAUAGCAAAGUAGAUUUAUCUAUGGGGUAAGGGAACCUUGAUCAAACAUGUGGAACUGUCGACAAACUCUUUAUCACUUUCAUCAGACGCGCGUGGGGGAUUCUAUCCACUUCACCUUGGCGAGCUCACCGAUUGCAAAUUUAUAUUUUGGCAGUUUAUUGAACCAAAAAAAAGAGAGAACAACUGGAAAAAAACCCGCCGGCCGGCAUCCCAUGGCCUAUAAUACACAUUAUUCAAACAAAUAAAAUAUAUAUUUAGUAGCCAUGUGUGUGUAUACAUAGUUUUAUAGGAAUAUAUGUACAUAUACAUAGUGUUUAAGACGACAAAUAAACAUUGCUGGUUGAAGAAAACUGCGCAGUUAUUUGGCGGCGCGCCCUGUCAGCAUCUUGCGCAUUUCUAGCCGGCAUCGUCCAAACA